Molecule: messenger RNA, 2249 nt
Organism: Diatraea saccharalis (sugarcane borer)
Lineage: Eukaryota; Metazoa; Arthropoda; Insecta; Lepidoptera; Crambidae
Source: the annotation of a GenBank genome assembly
UCUUCGUAACCAUCCAUAAGGAAGGCCUGAGUCCCUACAGUGAGGACGUAACAGGGCUGAUUAUGAAGAUUGUGUUGAGCAAUCUUAAGUGCGAUGUAAAAUCAAGACAUUUUCUUACAUAGGAGUGCAGUGAUGAGACCGACAUCUGCCUACCGUCCAGCAGGCGGAACUGCAUCUAGAUUGUCUACAGCUGGGUUUGGACCAGCGCCUCCUACUGCCAGCAGGCAGCCUGCUAUGACGGGUUUCUCCAUGAUAGAUCGACCUAUAACCCAACAAGGAAUAUCAGGUCUACGCACUGGUACUACUAGAGGGUUUCGCACAAGGCAACUCCAAGACAAAAGGUAUUGGGAGGAAUUGAUGCAAGUCAAAAUUCGAGAAAUGAAAGCGGAAAUAGCUCGCCUGAGUGAACAAGCGGAUGCUGGAGAAAGAGAAAAGUCGGCUAAGAAACAUUACGAGAAACGAGUGAGGGAGUUAGCUCAAGAGUUAACAGGUAAUGAUUUUUAUCACAUUAAAACAAAAUAUGAACUCAUUAUCUCGAUUCAGAUUCAGAAAAUCAAAUUUCAGCUUCCUAAAUUACUAUUAAAAAUUGAGAAAGAAUUCCCUUUCGUAGAUUUAGAUAGAGAUCGAUUAAAUUCCAGUAGAAAAAACUAUUUAAUUUCAGAUUUACAAGGUCGUCUAGCAGAUUACAAUACUGCAAUAAGAAUAGUAAACGGGGAAGCUACUAAGCAAUCCGUUGAAGAACAAACAAGAGAACUAGAGUUGAGCAACAAAAAGUUACAGGAAGAAGUCGAACAAGUAUUUUUAGAGAAGCAGAGAAAAGAAAACCAGCUGAGCCAAUUGAGAGAACAGAUGGAUAAGGAGCAAUCGACGAUAACAAAACUUCUAGCUGAUAUGACACAGGAGCAAAAAGACCAAUUUAAUGAAUUGGAAUCAACUGCAACUACACUUAGAGAUGAAGUAGAACAAACAAGAUCGCAAAUAGACCACCUCAACAGAGAGAAGGAAGAAUUUAAUAAGGAGAUAUCUGGUUCACAGAUCAAAGUACACUUGUUGGAGCUAAAUCGUCGCCUAGCUGCAGCUGAAGAAAAGAGAGAUAACAUUAAACAUGAAUUGGACAACCGUUUAGACCCACAGGAAGAAAGAGAGAAGUUAUUACUUCAGGUCCGCGAAGAUAACGCUGCAAUUGCUGCCUUAGACAGCAAUGCAGCCAACUUGAAGGAGCAGAUAAAGAAAGUCCAAGAGCUUAUUGAGCAAGCAGAACAAGACUUGGAAGAGGGCAACUCAGAACGCCACCAGAAAUACAGAGAGCUAAAGAAAAGAGAAGAAACUAUGGACGCUUUCAUGGCUAGCUAUGAAGAGAAUGUCAAGAAAGAGCAGGAAAGAAUAGCGCAGUUGGAAAAGGAUAUAGUAUUUGCACUAGAUCAUAGCAGCUCCAAUAUAGAUUUGGAUUUGAGUGAGAUAGAUAGUUUAAAGCAAAAGGAAGGAUAUACCGGCUAUGAUGAUAGUAAGAAAUCAAUUGAUGCCCUCAUGAAGGACUAUGAAAGGUUCCAAGCUAACUUAAAGAAGGCUGAAUCGACGCGUGAAAGACUUGCAACCGAAUUACAAACACUACCGGAAAAGACGCGAGUCAUGAAAGAUGAGCUCGUUACUUUGUCCGAUCUCGAAAGGCUGAGAGAUGAAGGUGAAGAAAAGAAGAAGGCACUGGAAACAGAAAUGCAGUUACUGAAGGAAAAACUAACGCCGACGGAAAGCGCCGUCGAGGAGGCCUCGCAGAAAUUAAAAAAGUUGCAGCAAAGCUUGGACGGUAACGAAAUGUACGCGAAACUGAAUAGCCUCGAAGAACAGCUGGCACAGCUGGAGUCUAGAAAAACUGUCCUCGAGGAAGACAUUGCAUCUAUAACUCUCAAGGCCGACUAUGAGCCUUUGAAGAAACAAGCUCUGGAAGAGCUAGCCAAUCUGAACAGAAGAAUCAUUGAAGAUUUAAACAAUUCAAAAUCAUAUUAACUCUUUGUAAUAGGGAUAAUGCCUGGGUAAAAAAAAGAAAUUAUAUUUAAUCCGUGAGUUAGAUAAUAGAAAAAUUAGUUACGUUUUUUUUAUAUAACAAGAAAUAGCUUAGAUAUAGGCAUUAAAGUUGAGUAGAGUGGGGGACCGCUACGUCACAACUAUGUCAAAAACUAUGUCAUGAAGUCACUUUCCAAUAAGACUUCUCUGUGUGAAAUAAAAAAGGGAGAAAAAGGCAGCCCUUGCUG